AUGGAUCUCGCACCACCUAAUCAGCCAUCUUCAUGUUCACAACAUGCACAUUAUUGCAAUAACUCUUUGUAUUAUGAGCUAAUGACAAAGCAAUGUCCAAAAACAUGUGGUCGAUGUUCGGAAAAUGCCACUUCGAGUGUGUGCCAGGAUAAGGCGUUACCCAAUGCACCGUCCCAGUGUCCCGACUUGGUUCAUCUGUGCAAUAAUCCAUUAUACCGGGAUUUGAUGACCCAACAAUGCCCGAAGACCUGUUGUCGUUGCUGA
Loa loa (African eye worm) is the source of this 264-nucleotide messenger RNA. RefSeq lists its product as hypothetical. The coding region runs from base 1 to 264 and encodes 87 amino acids. The transcript has 2 exons. The record is from RefSeq and is a predicted model, not a curated record. Lineage: Eukaryota; Metazoa; Nematoda; Chromadorea; Rhabditida; Onchocercidae.